AACCUGCUUGCUUACUUAUCUCAAUUGCAAAAGAAAGCCUGCCAAUUUUCCAAAAGCCGCAUUUCUCAAUUUCUUAAUCAUCUUCUCAUCAUAUACUUUUGCCUUGGUUUCUCUCUCCUAGGGUUUUCUUUUGGGUUCAAUUAUUUCGUAAUUAUUUCGGAAUCUUUGUUUUUCUGGAUAAUCCGAUUUGUGGUUCUGGGAACUGAUUUUGGUUCAUUCUUUGAUUUUCCAUUAAUCUUGAAGAGUGAAUGUUCUAAUGGAAUCUAAAGGUGGUAAAGACGAUUCUAGUAGUAGUAGUAGUAAAUCCUUGUUAUACGCCGCUCCACUCGCCUACAGCAUUGAAGACGUUCGACCAAAGGGAGGAAUCAAGAAAUUCAGAUCAGCUGCUUACUCAAACUGCGCUCGCAAACCAUCCUGAUAUUCCCUAACUAGUGUUCCGCUCGACCGCUAGACGUGGUCAUUUUUUUUUUUUUUUAGUUAUUGCUGUUUUUGAUUUUAAGUCCCUUUCUUCUUCUGUUUUCCUCUUUCCUGUGUACUUCGACUUCCUCUUUGCGACUGUAAGGCGUUCUUCUAGUAUACGUAGUCAUGACGGUUCCCAUGGCUGGAGACAACAACAACAACACUAACAACAACGAAAUGGCAAUUUCUGCUAUUGGUUUCGAAGGGUUUGAGAAGAGGCUAGAGAUUUCGUUCUUUGAGCCCAGUAUCUUUGUCGAUCCUGAAGGGAAGGGUCUCCGUGCUUUGGCUAAAGCACAGUUGGAUGAGAUUCUUGGCCCUGCUGAGUGCACCAUUGUUGAUUCACUUGCAAAUGAUGAUGUAGACUCUUACGUUCUUUCUGAGUCUAGCCUCUUUGUGUACGCAUACAAGAUCAUCAUUAAGACUUGUGGGACUACUAAGCUGCUCCGUGCAAUCCCACCUAUUUUGAAGUUGGCUGAAAGCCUUUCCCUUGACGUGAAAUCUGUUCGUUACACCCGUGGCAGUUUUAUUUUCCCGGGUGCCCAAUCUUACCCUCACCGGAGCUUCUCUGAGGAAGUGGCUGUCCUUGAUGGUUACUUUGGUAAGCUUGCGGCCGGCAGCAAGGCUUUUGUUAUGGGGGAUUCCGCAAAGCCCCAGAAAUGGCAUGUUUACUCUGCAUCAGCUGAAACGAUCAGCUUUGAUGCCCCUGUUUAUACUCUUGAGAUGUGCAUGACCGGACUUAACAAGGAGAGGGCUUCUGUCUUCUUCAAAUCUCAAUCGCCGAAUGCUGCUGUGAUGACAGAGAGCUCUGGAAUUCGCAAAAUUCUUCCAGACUCAAAGAUAUGUGACUUUGAUUUCGAACCCUGUGGUUACUCUAUGAAUGCUAUUGAAGGAUCUGCUAUCUCCACCAUUCACAUUACCCCUGAAGAUGGUUUCAGUUACGCUAGCUUUGAAGCUGUGGGUUAUGACCUUAAGAAGAUUGAUCUGAACCAGCUGGUGGAGAGGGUUCUUGCUUGCUUUGAACCAAGCGAGUUUAGCAUUGCUAUUCAUGCUGAGAUUGCUGCUAACUCUAUGGAGCACAACUGUUUCGUUAACGUCAACGGUUACAGUCGUGAAGAGGGAGGCAUUGAGGAGCUCGGAUUUGGCGACUCUUCUGUAUUCUACCAGAAGUUCUGCAAGGCAACUCGAUUUGCCCCUAAGCCAAAGCCAGCUCUGAAAUGCUGCUGGAAAGAGGAGAUAAUUGAAGAAGAAAAGGAUUAUUAGUACCUUUUCAAUUUCGUAUUUGUGGUUAUCUUUUUUAUUCAAUAAGAUUCAGGUCUUCAUCCUGAUGGCUGUUAUUCUGUAGUCGUGUUUUUCUUCACCAUUGUUAUCAUUUCGGAUGCUUUUUUCUUUGUAGUUCCAAUUAUGGAACAUAACAUCAUUUAAAAGUGUACUCGGAUUAUAUCAUUCGACUUUUAUAUGAUUAUUACUAUUACUAUUAUUA
Chenopodium quinoa (quinoa) is the source of this 1939-nucleotide messenger RNA. RefSeq names its product S-adenosylmethionine decarboxylase proenzyme. NCBI's taxonomy places the organism in Eukaryota, Viridiplantae, Streptophyta, Magnoliopsida, Caryophyllales, Amaranthaceae. Gene Ontology annotation, cellular component: cytosol. Gene Ontology annotation, molecular function: adenosylmethionine decarboxylase activity. Gene Ontology annotation, biological process: spermidine biosynthetic process; spermine biosynthetic process. The record is from RefSeq and is a predicted model, not a curated record. The transcript has 3 exons. The coding region runs from base 586 to 1719 and encodes 377 amino acids.